This is a messenger RNA of Callithrix jacchus (white-tufted-ear marmoset), 2545 nucleotides long. Lineage: Eukaryota; Metazoa; Chordata; Mammalia; Primates; Cebidae. The record is from RefSeq and is a predicted model, not a curated record.
GGGGCGGGGACUGCCCAAUCAGGCGCUCGGCCAGAAAAGCGGAGGCGGCUUGCGGGUGUGCCGGGCCUUUGUCUCUAGUGUCCGCACGUGCGUGGGUCGGCCAGUCGCCGCUGCCCUUCGCCUUAGCUCCCGCGGGUGCAGGAGGCUCGGUCGCAGCCCGGGGCCUCCUGUGACCUGCCUGUGCUGGGAGACGCCCCGGAAGCCGGGAAAUGGCUCACACACUUUUGCCGAAAGCCUUUGAAUGGAGGUUUCCCUUUGGAACCUUUACAUGGUGAUGUGUCCUCAGACACCCUCCUGCAUUUUCUGAAUCCUGGCUUCAAAACUGUUUGAGGAUGACAUAAUGUGCCCACACUGGCCAUGUCUCUGGGAGUGUCAUAAAUAGUGAUUGUCAGCCGUUGGGUCCUCUUCCCCAGAAGACAAGAACCCUGUCGCCUUUGAGGAUGUGGCAGUGAACUUCACCCAGGAGGAGUGGGCUUUGUUGGAUCCUUCCCAGAAGAAUCUCUAUAGAGAUGUGAUGCAGGAAACCUUCAGGAACCUGGCUUCUAUAGGAAACAAAGGGGAAGACCAGAGCUUUGAAGAUCGGUACAAAAAGUCCUGGAGAAAUCUAAGGCACAGCAUAUCUCACUCUGGAAACAACCCACAUAGCUGUGAGGAAAGCAGAGAGCAGCCAUGUACACAUAACCAGUGUCAGAAAACUUCCCUUUCUGUCACAAGGGUUCAGAGAGAGACAGUAGUGCACACUGGAAAUGGACCUUAUAGCUGUAAAAUAUGUGAGAAAGUUUUUAAUAUUCCCAGUUUAUUUCAAAUACAUCAGAGAAAUCACACUGGAGAGAAACCCAAUGAAUGUAUGGAAUGUGGGAAAGCCUUCGGGUUUUCCCGUUCUCUUAACAGACAUAAAAGGAUUCACACUGGAGAAAAACCCUAUGAAUGUAAGAAAUGUGGUAAAGCCUUCAGUCGUUCCAGUCACCUUCAUGACCAUGACAGAAUUCAUACUGGAGAGAGACCCUAUGAAUGUAAGCAGUGUGGGAAAGCCUUCCGCUAUUCCAAUGGCCUUCACUACCAUGAAAGAACCCACACCGGAGAGAAGCCUUAUGUAUGUGUGGAGUGUGGCAAAGCAUUAAGUUGUCUCAGUUCCUUGCAGGGACAUAUAAAGGCUCAUGCUGGUCAAGAACCCUAUGCAUGCAAGAAAUGUGGGAAAGCCUUCAGAUACUCCAGUUCCCUUCAGAAACAUGAAAAACUCAUACUGCACAGAAACCCUAUUUGUGUAAGAACUGUGGUAAAGUCUACAGAUGUUCCAGUUACCUUCGUAACCAUGAAAGAACUCAUACUGGAGAGAAACCCUAUGAAUGUCAGAAAUGUGGUAAAGCCUUUAGUCGUGCUAGUACCCUUUGGAAACAUAAAAAAACUCAUAUUAGAGAAAAGCCCUAUAAAUGUAAAAAAACGUGAAGGUUUCAAUCCUUUCAGUUCUUGUCAAAAACAUGAACGAUCACGUGCUUGAGAGAAACUGUGAGUGUAAGGUGUAGGACGGUAUUUAACUUUCCCAGAUUUCUUCAAAUACAUGAAAGGAAUCAAACUGGAGAUAAACCCUGUGACCCUAUAAGCAGUAUGGUAAAGCCUUUAAUUUUUCCAUUUCUUUCUAAAAACUUGAAAGGACUCACGCUGGAGGAAAUCCUUACGAAUGUAUAAAAUGUGGCAAUACAGGCGUUUGAUGGUAUAAAAACACCUGCAUUCUGGAGAAAAACUUCCUGAAUGUCUCAAAUGUGGGAAUACCUGCAUUUAUCCUGUAACUUACUCAAAGGCCUAUGGUAACACAUACUGCAAAUUGACCUUAUAAAUAAAAGAAUGCCCCCCAGAUUGAAACCUUAGUAGCUGGGGAAAUACAUAAAAUUGCAAAUUUUAGCAGUUACUUUAAAAGUUAUGUGAAAACUCCUGCUGGAAAUAAAUUCUGUAAAUGUAAGUAAUAUGGAAAGCUUUUGCAAAUUAAUUAUAGUACAAUUCUCUAGAAAAUUCACUACGUGAAUGAGAUGUUUUAGGAGCUAUAAAUGAGUUGAAUUGAUCAAUUCUCAUUUUUAAAGAGAGUCUCUAGAAUAUAGUUUUUCACUUACUUUGCAAACAAACAUAGAGGUGAGACUUCUGUAAGUACUUUUCAAGCAACAGUACAAGAGUUAAAUAUGUAUUUUUAUUUUAAAACUAGUAAAUAAAUUUUAUUUUUCUACCUAAAGUGUGUUGGACAUGUUCAUUUUCCUUCUUUUCCUUUUUUUCUUGCAUAGCCAUUUUUAAAAAAUUUUGUGGGUUCCAUACUAGGUGUGUGAAAUGUAUUUCUGACAUGUAUAUGUAAGUUUAUAUAGCUGUUUGGUUAAUUGGCCAUUGAUAAAUGAGUCUUUGUGAAUUGCUGGGAUUUUUUUACUGGCUAUAUAUGGCAGGAUUUGUAUAUUUUUCAACCACUAUAGAUAUGUUCCAUAUUUUACUUGACAAAAACUAUUCUCUUUGUGUGUAAAAAAAAGUUUAUUUUCUUUGCUAAUAAAGAGUUGCUGUCAAUUUGUAA